AUAUUCUUUUGAAAUCAUAGAUUUUCAGAUUCUAAAUUCCAAAUAUUAAGAUGAGUGGACUAGUUUGGGCAGUUAAAAAUGGAGAUAUGGAUCAAGUGAAACGUUUAGUUGAAGAACAGGGGGAACAGAUUAAUUCACCCAUAGAGGGUCGUCUUCCACUCCAUUACGCCAGUGAUUACGGUCAGCUUGAAGUCCUGAAAUAUCUCUGCGAGAAGGGUGCUGAUGUGAAUGCUGCAGAUAAGCACGGUAUAACUCCGAUACUUGCAGCAAUAUGGGAGGGUCAUGUGGCCUGCGUCCGUUUUCUUCUGGACAAGGGUGCAGACAAGACUGGAAAAUGUCCCGAUGGAACCAGUUAUCUUGAAGCUGCAGAAAAGGACGAAAUUAAGGCCAUUCUUAAGUGAAAUUCAGGCUGUACCAGCUUUAAAUAUAAUGCAUAGAAAAAUUUUAUGAUUAGAAUAAAUGUAUUUAAUAAGUAUUUGCUUUCUUCCAAAAAUAUUAACCAAGUAAUCCAAUUCUUCCUUAACAUAACUUAAUUGUAUAUUUGAUAGUAAUUAUAAAUAGUUUAUUCUUAGCAGAUUUCAAACUGAACUCUUUGCAUAAUAAAAUACUUUUAGUUACUUUUUAAUAACUUUUUGAUCAAAUGUGAUAAAUACCCUUUGCUUGUUACAAGCUUAUUUCUUCAGAAUAUCACGAAUCCGUUUAACGUAGGGAUUUUCAAAUAUAAUCCCAAAUCUCCUGGUAAUGAAUACCUUACUAAAUUUCA
Messenger RNA from Eurytemora carolleeae, 763 nucleotides. RefSeq names its product myotrophin-like. The coding region runs from base 51 to 401 and encodes 116 amino acids. The record is from RefSeq and is a predicted model, not a curated record. Gene Ontology annotation, molecular function: protein binding. The transcript has 5 exons. Gene Ontology annotation, biological process: regulation of barbed-end actin filament capping. Lineage: Eukaryota; Metazoa; Arthropoda; Copepoda; Calanoida; Temoridae. Gene Ontology annotation, cellular component: nucleus; cytoplasm.